Molecule: messenger RNA, 1592 nt
Organism: Cajanus cajan (pigeon pea)
Lineage: Eukaryota; Viridiplantae; Streptophyta; Magnoliopsida; Fabales; Fabaceae
Product: methionine gamma-lyase
Biological process (GO): transsulfuration
Cellular component (GO): cytoplasm
Molecular function (GO): pyridoxal phosphate binding; carbon-sulfur lyase activity
Source: RefSeq, a predicted model, not a curated record
AGGAUUUUGCAGAGAAGAACGAAGUUCGAUAAAUAGGGAGCAGAUGGGGCGUCUUUACCCUCAUCCAUUUCUCAAUUCAAUUUCUCUUUCAUCAGAGCUCUCAACCGAUUAUUCUCAUUCUCAUUUUCAUCUUGGAUCUCCCGAAUGGCUGAAAGCGCGGCGAACAGAAAGCGCAGCGGCACGAACGACGUCGUUUUGGGCGGCGAAAGGAAGAAGAACACGCUACGCGAUGUGGACCCCGCGGCCGCAUUGGCCUUAACGCGGCACGAGUUCGGGGAGCAUGGUGGCGUGAAUAUGUCGAUCGAGGCGUCGGCGACGUUCACGGUGAUGGAGCCGGACACGCUCCGCCGCUUGUUCGCCGGCGAGCUUGGCCCGGACCGCGACUUCUUCAUCUACAGCCGGCACUUCAACCCGACGGUGCUGAACCUGAGCCGGCAGAUGGCCGCCUUGGAAGGCACGGAGGCGGCGUACUGCACCGCCAGCGGCAUGUCCGCGAUCUCGUCGGUGUUCUUCCAGCUCUGCAACUCCGGUGGACACGUGGUGGCCUCCACCACGCUCUACGGUGGGACCCACGCCCUCCUCUCCCACUUCCUCCCCCGCACUUGCAACAUCUCCACCACGUUCGUGGACAUCGCGGAUUUGGAGGCGGUUGAGAGCGCCAUCGUGGAAGGGAAGACCAAAGUGCUGUACUUCGAAUCCGUGUCGAAUCCCAGCCUGAAGGUGGCCAACAUUCCCGAACUGUGCCGCCUGGGUCACGCAAAGGGCGUGACCGUCGUUGUCGACAACACCUUCGCUCCCAUGGUUCUCUCUCCCGCUCGCCUCGGUGCUGACGUCGUCGUUCACAGCAUCUCCAAGUUUAUUAGCGGCGGUGCUGACAUUAUUGCAGGCGCUGUGUGCGGGCCUGCUAGGCUUGUGAAUUCGUUGAUGGACCUUCAGCAAGGGGCCCUGAUGCUGCUUGGGCCAACAAUGAAUGCGAAGGUGGCGUUUGAGCUGUCAGAGAGAAUUCCUCACUUGGGCCUAAGGAUGAAAGAGCAUUGCCAGCGUGCAUUGGUGUUCGCGAGGAGGCUGAAGAAAUUAGGAGUGAAGGUUAUCUACCCGGGCCUUGAAGAUCACCCGGAGCAUGAUUUGUUCAAAUCAUUAUUCAACAAGGAAUAUGGGUAUGGUGGGCUUCUUUGCGUUGACAUGGAAACGGUGGAGAGGGCGAACCUGUUGAUGGGGCACCUGCAAAACUAUUCUCAAUUUGGUUUCAUGGCUGUUAGCUUGGGCUAUUAUGAGACCCUCAUGUCCUGCUCUGGCAGUAGCACUAGCAGCGAGAUGAGUGAGGAGGAACAGAAGCUUGCUGGAAUCUCCCCAGGCCUAGUAAGGAUGUCAAUCGGAUACAUUGGCACAUUGGAGCAGAAAUGGACUCAGAUGGAAAAGGCACUCGCUAGAUUCCAUCAAAACCAACCACUUUGAUCCUUUUUGUAUUUCUAUUUAUUUUCUUAGUACUUUUACAUUUUGCUUUGCUUUAUAAAUUUAUGAUUUUUGGUUAUGUACUUAACUAGAGAGGAAGCAAUUAUUUGGUUAUGUAUUUAUUUAUGGUUUUACAUCUA